Messenger RNA from Grosmannia clavigera kw1407, 1188 nucleotides. RefSeq lists its product as uncharacterized. The transcript is spliced from 3 exons. The coding region runs from base 1 to 1188 and encodes 395 amino acids. Gene Ontology annotation, molecular function: nucleic acid binding. NCBI's taxonomy places the organism in Eukaryota, Fungi, Ascomycota, Sordariomycetes, Ophiostomatales, Ophiostomataceae. The record is from RefSeq and is a predicted model, not a curated record.
AUGACAUCUCUUGGUCACGAUUCGGUCACUAUUGACCGCUUACAUUUUGAGACUCUCGUACGCAGGGAUGACGGUGCCAUACAGAACGAGUACCAGCCGCCGCAAGAGGCCACAGACGACACUAGUGCUGGCUCGGAUUGGGGCCCAGACAGUGGCGGCACUCGUAUCCCGUCCGCCACCAGUUUCUAUGAUGCUCCGUUCAAGAGGCGCUUGCCUAACGAGAACGCGGACACUGACUUCGGUUCCGGCUACCACUACGCCAACGCUCAGAACUACAUCCAUGGUGCCGGCGGCAAUGACGGCCCUCCCAUCCUGAGGGACCGGUCACACAACAUGUUUAACUGUUUUCAUGGCAACAAUGAAGCUCCGAAUGUCGACCGCAGCACAGUCCCGCGAGCUCAGGGCCAGGGUCACGAACAGUUUGGCUUGGCUGGUGUCCGGGGGUUUGGUCCAGUGCUCGAACGCAACUGCAGACGGACUAUCCGUGUCAUGAACAUGCCUGUCGGGACCGCACAUGCGGCUUUGGUAGCCGUUAUCCGCGGCGGACCCGUGCUGGAUAUUUACAUCCGCACACAUGACCACUCUGCCAUGAUCUCGUUUCUCUACCCAGCCGAUGCGACAGCCUUCUUCGACCAUGUGCAGAAAACCGGCCUCUACAUAGAGCAGAAACGAGUGAAUGUUUGCUGGGCCGAACGGCAAUUUACACUUCCUGGUGAUGUGGCCCACAAGAUUCGGAACGGAGCCACGCGCAACCUGGUGAUCCGCCGGUGCAACCCAUCCGUCACAGAAGAGAUGCUCCGUGAGGACCUCGAUCACAUCCACAACAUUGUCAUCCUCAAGGUCGAAUUUACUAAAGGAAGCUGCUACAUCAGCACCAACUCCGUCCACAAUGCCUUGUUUGCUCGAACUUGCAUGAUCAGCCGUUCGAAGUUCAAGGGCUCCAAGAUUGAAUGGUAUCCUGAUGAGUGUGCACAACCUCUGGAAAGUUUUCACCAAAACGUCCAGCCAUCCUCGAAGCCGAAGAAAGUGGCCGUUACGACCAAGAAGCUCGCCAUGCCCAAAGUGGCGAACCGCUUCCAACUGCUCGACCUCGCCAACGGAGAUGAUGAGAACAGUGAAUAUGAUGACGAUAACUAUGGCACGAGUGGCGCGCCAAAUGCUGAGAUUGCCCUCCUAACGAGUCUGUGA